This is a messenger RNA of Penicillium chermesinum, 285 nucleotides long. RefSeq lists its product as uncharacterized. The record is from RefSeq and is a predicted model, not a curated record. NCBI's taxonomy places the organism in Eukaryota, Fungi, Ascomycota, Eurotiomycetes, Eurotiales, Aspergillaceae. The coding region runs from base 1 to 285 and encodes 94 amino acids. The transcript has a single exon.
AUGUCAGACAUAUCCAAUUUACUUGACAGCGGGUACGUAAGACCGAAAUAUGAGAAAUGGGCGCUGCAGGCCGCGAACAAGGACUGGACGAACGGUGGACAGGGGCUCCAGAAAACCGCAAUUGGCUGCUGGGGCAUUCUGGGGCUGACCUUUGACUAUUGGCGCCAAUCAUCUCCAAGCAUGAUGUCGGACCGUGCCUGUCGUCUUUCGCCCCUGAAGAAGUCGGAUCGGUGCCCCAUCACCCAAAACCUAAAUCUGGAAGCUCUCGUCUGGCUCUCAUUCUGA